CUGGGUGUAGGAUCUAGAUGGCUUUGUAAAAACAAUAAAUUGUGUUGGUUUAAUCAAGAGAAGAAACAGACCAUCUUUCUUCACUUGUUCUCUAAUAUCUUUAACUCUUUAAGCUUAUAUGGCAAAUACUACUAAGCACAAUGAGUUUUCAUCUGAACCGCUUACUCUAUACCUUGAUAACGAAGACGGAGAUGAGUACGAAGAGUUCAUCGGAAGCUUAAUUAAGAAAUUUCCGCUAAGUGAUGUAAAGAGAGAUUUUAAAAGCCUUGAUGACGUGGGCUUUCAUGAAGAGUUUCUUGAUAUAGACUUGAAACCGAAAAUUGAAAAAUGUUUCGAGUCACAGCUCCUUGGAGGUAAGGCCCCUGACACUGACAUGAAGAGAGUUCGGCGAACAUAUAAGAAAGAUGAGUUGACGGAUAAGAAUGGGAAAGCGGAUUGGCUUUUCCAAUUAAGGUUAAAGCAUGACGAUCGCGAUUUGGACAUUUUGAUAAAGAAAAAUAAUCUCUACUUAGUCGGGUACAAGGGUAAAUAUAAGGAAAAAGAUGGAAAGGUGAGUGCUGAAAACUGGAUUGUUCUAGAUGGGAAAAACCAUAAGAAAGUUGCUGCGUCUGUCAGGCUCCUGACACCGGACUCGCUAAAGAAGGUUACACUGGGUACAUCAUACACUAACUUGUUUGGCAAAUAUGAUCCGUCAUUUCAUGAAUCUGCGCGAGAGUCAAACCUUUAUGAGAAUUUGAUACAGAGAUUGGAUAACUUUCAAGGAAUAGCAAAGCGAGAACAAGGGAGAAACAUAAAAUACGCCCAAGAAAAAUUGACGGAAUUAAAAUUGAAUAUAGAAAGGUAUCAUUCAAACCCGGAGGAAAAUGGAGAUUUCAAAAGAGUUAGCACGUUGUUAAAAAUGGUGCCAAACGAAAUUACCCGUGAGCAUGUAGAAACAGAACUUGAGGGUGAUGACAACAAAGCAGCGCGAGAUUUUUUGAAUCAUUUAAAAAAGCCGCAAGCGGAUCAUAUCCUUGCUGAAAAGCUAAUUAAAAAGCUGCAGAAAAUACAUGACAGCCCGAGGAAACCCUUCUCCCAAGAAUCGCUAAUUUUGUGGGGAAAGGUGUUCAAGAAGAAAGUCGCCAUCUUGCGUAGCUUGACUGCUGGAAAAAUGGAUACUGAUGGGGUAAAGGAAACAGAAAACUGGAGAGAGGAACAUGAAGCCCUGUUCAAGCUGAAGAAAAUGCUAAAAAAAAAUUUUGAUAUAGUUGAUGGACCACCAGAAACGAACCCCACCAAUGACGAAACACGGGAAGGUUUUUUUUCAAAAAAAACUAAACUGAAAGAACAAUAUCAUAAAGCGGUGAACGAAGAGAAGCAGGCUAAGUUCUAUAAAGAGCUUAAAGAAAAGUAUAAUGUCUUUAAUUUCAUGAUGCAGAGUGUUAGAGCAGAUGCUGAAAUCAAAGCUGUGAAGGAUCGUUUGGCAGAAGUGAAGUUGAACAGACUAGCCUUCACAGAAGCAGUCGAGUAUCUCACCAAGUCCUCAUUUGGUGAGAACGAGAGAGAAACCGCUAAUCAUAUUAUAAAGUUGGCCAUAAUGAUAUGUGAAGCUGCGAGAUUUCCACAUGUCAAAGAGCAUGUUUCAAACAAUUACCUCGAAACAACCCAUAAGGUCACGUACUGCUUCUUUAUCUGAAAAAUGUAUUACUUCCGUGUAUAAUUGGAGUCAUAGAUCAGCCUUAAUGCAACGUGGGGGGUGGUACGCUGGUGAAACAAGUUUGCUGGGAGAUGAUCCGGAAGUCAUCAAGGGCAUGUAUAUUAGAGAAGUAUCUAUAGAAUAAUUGGAGCAACUAUCAAACAGUAAGUUGUAGUUCUGUAUAGUUGGUUCCGCAGUCUUUUUACACGGUGAUACUCUUUCAUCUCUUGUGUUUAUUUAUUCGUUUCAUCCUCCCUCGUAUUUACCCUCCUACUUGCUAUAUUUGCUGCAGGAGGGGAGAAAGACAUCCAAAAAUUAUUCCUCUCGGUCCUAGUUUGUUAGCGAGGACUCACAAAUUUCUUUCACCUACUACUCGUUAUAAUUUAGUACCGUAUAUUCGGAAGAAUCACCUACUACUCGUUAUAAUUUAGUGUGGAAUAAGAUUUUGUUCUGAAUUGAUUAUAUGUUGGAGAUUGUGAUUGUGCAUGCCUUUGUUCAGGCUUGGAAGUGUUCAUUUUGAUUGUCCAUUCAUGUUUUGUUUGUUAAGAUCAUGCAACAAAUUAUCGUUGUUUGUUUGUUUUCA
This is a messenger RNA of Daucus carota subsp. sativus, 2258 nucleotides long. RefSeq lists its product as uncharacterized. NCBI's taxonomy places the organism in Eukaryota, Viridiplantae, Streptophyta, Magnoliopsida, Apiales, Apiaceae. The record is from RefSeq and is a predicted model, not a curated record. The transcript has 3 exons. Gene Ontology annotation, biological process: negative regulation of translation. The coding region runs from base 119 to 1675 and encodes 518 amino acids. Gene Ontology annotation, molecular function: rRNA N-glycosylase activity.